AUGGUGCCUGCUUUUGCUGCUUUAAUGGCAUCCAGAUUGAGAACAUGGAGAUUGGCUGCGCAGCCAAGGAGACGCUGCUCUGUCUCUCCUGCGACUUCUGCCUCAAGAGCGGUGCCGAGAAGCUCCGCUGCUUCUGCAUGGACAUCCGCUUCGAGUCGCCCAAGGUAUGCAUCAAACAGUGCCUUUGGUCAAACAACCCAGAGUGUUGAUGGGAAAGAAUUUGCUUGGAUCACAUACUUAAUUAUAUAUGCGUAUACUUGA
This is a messenger RNA of Symbiodinium natans, 261 nucleotides long. Lineage: Eukaryota; Dinophyceae; Suessiales; Symbiodiniaceae. The record is from the annotation of a GenBank genome assembly.